UCAUAUAAACUUUAUAUAUAUUUCACAUUCUCUUUGGCUACAUUGUCUUUUCCCUUGUUAAAUAUCAACCCGCGUUUGCUCACAAACUUCCUUUUGGUUCCUUUGAAAGCUGUCCACUCUAUCUGAUUCUUUAUUUGUUGUCUUUGAUUUUCUUUUCUUAAGCUAAGCUCUCUCUUAUGUGUGCGUAUAUGUAUAUACACAUACAUGUAUAUAUAUAUUCUUCUACUUAUUAUUGCAUGCUUUGAAAUCUAACCCGAAAAGAAAGAGGAAGAGAGAGAGAGAGAAAGAGAGCACUUAAGCAUUUGCAUAGACAACUCCUUCUAACCCCACCUGAAAGAGAGAAAAAAAAAUAGAACCAUCUUCUUGUAUAUGUGAGACAUAUUUGUUCCUUUUGUUAAUCAACCAAUCCUUUAUAUUUUCAUUGGCCUUCAAAUCUAAAGGCUUUUAUGAUUGAUGGGUUUUCAUAUCUCUCUGUGAAUUCUUUGGGAUUCCUUUUGAUUUCUUUUGGUUGACGCUGGUGGGUCUUUGUUUUUUUUUUUUUUUAACUAAGAGCCUUGACUCGUCUUGAGUUUCCUUGUGAGUUUUAAAAUGGGACCCGUUAGAGGGUUGAAGAAGAGGAAGAAGGUUGAGAAGAAGGUUGACCAGAAUGUCUUGGCUGCUUCUCUGGGUCCUGAACCAGAGCCCCUGGAUUGGUGGGACGGCUUCUCUCAGAGGAUUACUGGGCCUUUAUUACAAUCAAAGAAAAUGAAAUUUGAAUCUGUUUUCAAAAUUUCAAGAAAGACAUUUAGCUACAUCUGCUCUCUAGUAAAGGAAGAUAUGAUGGCUAAGGCCUCAAACUUCGUUGAUCUAAAUGGCAAGCCUUUGUCCCUAAAUGACCAAGUAGCUGUUGCUCUUAGGAGGCUUAGCGCUGGUGAAUCAUUAUCAAGCAUCGGUGACUCAUUUAAGAUGAACCAGUCCACUGUUUCUCAACUAACCUGGCGGUUUGUGGAAUCAAUGGAAGAAAGAGGUCUCCACCAUCUUCAUUGGCCUUCAACUGAAACAGAGAUGGAAGAGAUAAAAUCCAAGUUUGAGAAAAUCCGUGGCCUUCCAAAUUGCUGUGGUGCUAUUGACACCACACAUAUCAUGAUGACUCUGCCUACAAUGGACCCAUCAAGUGAUGUCUGGCUUGAUCAUGAGAAAAACUGCAGCAUGAUCUUGCAGGCAAUUGUUGACCCUGAAAUGAGAUUCCGCAACGUAAUUACUGGGUGGCCUGGAAGUUUAAAUGAUGACAUUGUGCUUCGAAGCUCAGGUUUUUUCAAACUCUGUGGAGAAGGGAAGAUGUUGAAUGGGAAGAAGAUGGUACUUCCAGAAGGAACAGAGUUGGGAGAAUACAUAGUAGGAGAUGCAGGUUUUCCUCUUUUGCCAUGGCUUCUUACUCCAUAUCGUGGAAAACACUUGCCAGAUUUUCAGGCAGAGUAUAAUAAACGGCUUUUUGCAACCAAAAUGGUCGCGCAAAGGGCAUUGGCAAGGUUGAAGGAGAUGUGGAAAAUAAUUCAUGGAGUUAUGUGGAAGCCUGAUAAACAUAAAUUACCCAGGAUUAUUCUUGUUUGCUGCAUACUGCACAAUAUAGUUAUCGAUAUGGAAGAUGAGAUGCAAGAUGAAUUGCCUUUGUCUCAUCAUCAUGAUACAGGUUACCAUCAACUAAAUAGUGAAUCUGUCGACAAGUCCGCUUUGAUUCUCAGAGAGAAGCUCUCCCUACAAUUAUCAGGAAAAUUGCCAAAGUAAAAAAGAUCCUUCUAUCCUGGGGAGGUGGUUAUCUUUCAUCUAUUUCAUUCACGCUUUUUGCUCUAGUUGAAUUGGAAUUUAUACUUAGUGGGUUAGUUCUUUUACAAAAGUAGAUAUCAAUCUUGGACAUAAAAUUUGCUUAUAAAUGUGAUCUCUUUCCUUC
Molecule: messenger RNA, 1927 nt
Organism: Ziziphus jujuba (common jujube)
Lineage: Eukaryota; Viridiplantae; Streptophyta; Magnoliopsida; Rosales; Rhamnaceae
Product: protein ALP1-like
Exons: 2
Coding region: 589-1764 (391 amino acids)
Source: RefSeq, a predicted model, not a curated record